Daldinia loculata is the source of this 2431-nucleotide messenger RNA. RefSeq names its product acetyl-CoA synthetase-like protein. The transcript is spliced from 2 exons. Gene Ontology annotation, biological process: secondary metabolic process. Gene Ontology annotation, molecular function: CoA-ligase activity. The annotation marks the transcript as partial. The record is from RefSeq and is a predicted model, not a curated record. NCBI's taxonomy places the organism in Eukaryota, Fungi, Ascomycota, Sordariomycetes, Xylariales, Hypoxylaceae.
AUUUCAACCCAAUCCCAUUCGUCACCGUCACCUUCUCUUAUAGCCCUUACGUUCUAGAGCCAAUGAUAAGGCUCACGUAGCGAAGAAGCCAUGAGUUGCAUCACUAUGGGCUACGGCACCAACGAAGUCAUUAGUUCGGCUCCGUAUCCGCCACGCCCGAGCGAGUUCUAUAUUAAUAUGAUUCCUCUUAUAUACGAACAUACAGCUCUGACUUAACCUUGUUUACGUCUGUGAAUCACAAGAAAUUGUGAGCUCUGAGUUUUCGUGAUAGAGGCAUUUCGAACCGAUACAGCUGCCUGAAUCCCCUCUUUUCGGGAUAGUUCAUUCGCGGGGCGACGAAAAGCUAUUACUUUUUUCGGGGAAGCUAUUUGACACUUCAUAAGGAAGUAAAUUCGGAAAUAUUUUAAUCACUUCUAGCUGCGUUUCUUUCUUAUCAUUCUCGCGAUAUCUAUUCCCGCUAUGGUUCUAGAAUCAAGAUGGACGGUACCAAUACCGAAUUGCUCCCUGCCAAAAUGGGUAUUUGGGUCCUCCUUCGACUCACUUCCAGAUAAUCCCCAAUUCAUUGAUGUUGACCGCCCGGAAACGCAUUUCAUCACCCAAUCUGAUUUUCGGCUGUGGUCGAAGCGGCUGGCCUUAGGAUUGAUGCGAGCAGGUUUGAAACCUGGCGAUCGCGUACUCCUCUUCUCUGGCAACUCGCUCUUCACACCCGUAGUUUUCAUGGGUAUUCUGAUGGCAGGGGGAAUUUUCACAGGCGCUAACCCUAGCUUUGUCGCUCGGGAACUUGCUUACCAGCUGAAAGAUAGCGGCGCUUCGUUUCUAAUUGCAGCCGACGCUAGCAUGGAGAUCGCGAUAGAAGCCGCUGACAAGGCUGGUCUUCCGAGGAGUCGAAUAUAUAGCUUUGACAUAAGCGCUCUUGAUAAGCAACCGGCUAAGGCACGACUCGGGACUCAACAUUGGACUUCUCUCCUCGCCCCUAAGAACGAUGCAGUCAGGUUUGACUGGGCUGAACCCGCCGAUGCGAGAACGACAGUAUGUGCUCUUAAUUACAGCUCAGGGACGACAGGUGUGCCGAAAGGCGUCGAAAUCACACAUUAUUCCUAUGUGGCGAACGGCCUCGGGGUUAACUACAUGGAGCGACUAGAUCCUGAAUAUGAUGAAAAGAAGAAACGAUACCGCCGUUUAGGCUUUUUACCGAUGUAUCAUGCAUACGGCCAGACCUUCUUUGUCUGCAACUAUCCGAAAGAAGGCGUUCCAGUAUACAUUAUGUCUUCGUUCAACUUUGAAAAGAUGCUGCAGUGUAUUGAAAAGUUUCGUAUUGACGCUCUCAUCGCCGUGCCACCUGUCGUGGUUCUACUUGCCAAAAGUCCACUUAGCCGCAAGUAUGAUCUCAGCAGCCUCGAGAGUAUAGGCUCUGGUGCCGCACCGCUAGGAGCCGAAGUCAGUGAUGAGGUCGCUAAGCUUUGGCCAGACGGUGCUUUGAAUCUUCGUCAGGGAUGGGGAAUGACAGAAUUAACAUGUACGAGUACAAGUUGGCACCCUAAAACGGCCGGUAAAUCCGCAGCCGUCGGCGAAUUAUUGCCAAAUUGCAAAGCGCGUAUCAUGAGAAUCGACGGCUCGGGCGAGAUCACCAAAGCCAAUGAGAGGGGCGAGGUAUGGAUUACUGGGCCUACGCUCUUGAAGGGCUACUGGAGAAAGCCGGAAGCUACCGCGGCCACCCUCCAUGUCGAUCCAGAUGGCACCCGUUGGCUGAAAACAGGCGAUGUUGGGUUUGUGGAGAAGUACGAGCCGGGUGGAUUGUUCCACAUCGUUGACCGCAUCAAGGAGCUCAUCAAAGUGAAGGGUAACCAAGUAGCGCCGGCCGAACUUGAGGACGUAUUACUCGAAAAUAAGGGUGUCCGCGACGUCGCUGUCGUGGGCGUUACGAUUAACGGCGAGGAAGUGCCACGUGCGUACAUUGUGCCAGACCCCGAGGUAAAGCAGACGGAGCAGGAAAUUGCCAAGUGGAUGGAAUCGAAGGUUGUCAACUACAAGCGGUUACGAGGUGGUGUGAAGUUUGUCGAGGCCAUUCCUAAGAAUCCGUCCGGCAAGAUCCUUCGCAAAAUACUGAGAGACCAGGCAGCGGACGAAGUUGGUGAUAGCAAACCAGGAAUGGCGAAAUUAGCCUAGAGUUGAACUUGGACAAUACCUAGCUAAGAUAUUAAAUUGCUUUCUCUUGAAGAUGCAUGUAGGGAUAUAAAGAGAAUUCAAUGGUAUAUAUACAUUCCUCUGGGCUUAACAGAUUCACGAUAUCUAAGAAACUCAUGAGGGAUAUUAGAGGCUGCUUCUCCCAGCGCUGGUGUGGGGGCGUAUUCCACCAGUACACGUACCUUGUUUUUAUAUAAAUUUAAUUCAACGUUUAGAAUUUCAACCGCUGCACUAGUAAUCAAGUAAC